GAGUGACGUCAGAGACAGGGAUAGUGUGGAAGACGGCAGUGGGUCGGAGUGCGGAGGUGGGCGUGUGUGCAGACGAUAGGGUGGAAUGAGGCAGUGAAAGACGGCCAGACGGAGAGUGAGACAGUCGGAUAGGGGAAGGCAAUGAGGGUGGCGACAAAGAGGAAGAGCUAUCGGCCGAUUCACACGGACACCUAAACAAUCUCUGGCUGUCAGCAAUGGCACCGAAUCCUGAAUGUCUCGCCGUCUGGUGUGGGAUUCUCCAAGUGCUGAAUCUCUGGACUCGGACUACAGGUGAUAAAUCGAUAUCUGUCCUGCGCGGAUCAAGUGUGGAGUUGCCCUGUGACAUUCCUGCUGCCAACGAUGUCUCCAGACUAUACGUUGUCUGGAGUGUGACUCCUGCGAAUGAUGGGGGACCUCCGAGACAGGUGAUUCUGUUUCAGGAUGGAGUGGUGAUCACAAGCCCCUGGGGCACUGGAUCACGGGCCAGAUUUGCCGACCAUCCCACUCGGAGUGGCAGUGUUGGCAUAGAGAGGGUGCAGCAGGAAGACGCGGGGCUCUACCAGUGUGUCGCCAUCAACCCCGCCAGUGCCCACCACUCCCGUAUCCAGACCAUCACUCUGCACGUCCUGGAUGCUCCCACACACCCCAAUUGUGCAAUGGAGGGGGAGGAGGUGCUUGGAGGCAGCGUGAUCCUCACUUGCGACUCAUCCACCGGCAACCCAGCUCCCAUGUACAGCUGGUGGAGGGUGGACUCCAAUAGGAACCAGAUGCUCAACUCCUCACACACUUCUCAAGGAACGUUGAUCAUACAGAAUCUCUCGGUGGACAGUUCCGGUGUCUACCUCUGCAUCGCCUCCAAUGACCUGGGAUCAGACAGAUGUUCCGUGGAACUGAUACUGAAAAUCUUCCAGGAGAGUGUCCACGGAAUGGCGACUGCGAUAGGCAUCACACUGACCAUGGGGGUGAUUAUCGUCACCUUGUUUGGAAUCAUCCUGUGGCUCCACUCGAGGAACAAGGAGCCGCGGUCUGGAUUCUGGGCAGCAGCUCUGCAGAUGCUGCCUGACCUGCAGACAUCCAGAUGUGAGGCAAAGCAGCAGCGAGAUCAUGGACCAUACACAGAUUAUAGAGGAGGAGGUGUUUGCUGACUUGAGGGUGAAUUCGAUCAUAUUAUCACUUACCCCGAAGGGUUCUAUUACUUAAGCUCUCUAAUCAAUUCCAGUUCAUUACACAUGGCCUAAUCCAUUACAGCUGACCACCUAAUGGGCUCAACCAUGAGCUGCUCUAAAAAGCAUUUUGAAGACACUCUGGAAAUUCCCCCUCUUGGAAUCCCGCAUCAACCUGCUUUUCCCAAUCUCAUGCAUAUUAAAAUCCUCCAUGACUUUUGUAACAUUGCCCUUUUGGCAUGCAUCUUUUAUCUCCUUUUGUAACUCGUAGACCAUAUCCUUACUACUAUUUUGGGGUCUGUUACAACUCCAUAGAAUCUUUUUACCCUUGCAGUUCCUUAGCUCUAUCCACAACAAUUCAACACCUUCCAACCCUAUGUCACCUCUUUCUAAUAAUUUGAUUUCAUUUUUUACCAACAGAGCCAUGUCAACCCUCUGCCUUCCUGCCUAUCCUUUCAAUGCAAUGUUUAUUCUUGGACAUUAAACCCCCAGCUGUAAACUUCUUUCAGCCAUUAUUCAGUGAUUGCUACAGCAUCAUACUUUCCAAUCUGUAACUGUGCUACAUAUUCAUCUACCUUAUUCUGUAUACUGCGCGUAUUCAAAUAAAAAUCCUUUAGUCCUGUAUUCACCUUUUUUGAUUUGUCUGCCUUUUGUCAUCCUGUUGACAGCAUUUUUGCCCUAUUAUCUGCCUCUCAAUGCCAGGGACCUCACUACACAUUGCCUGUUUGUAAAUCAACUACGGCUUUGUGACAAAAAAAGCACAACAGCGUCUCUUCCACCUCAGGUGACUGAAGAAGUUCGGCACGAGCCCCCAAAUCCUCAAGACCUUCUACUGGGCACCAUUGAGCGCAUCCUGACUGGCUGUGUCACUGCCUGGUACGGGGACGACACCAGUGAUUGCUGGGCACUGCAGAGAGUGGUAUGGACAGCCCAGCAUAUCUGUGGAUGUGAACUUACCUCCACU
Messenger RNA from Hypanus sabinus (Atlantic stingray), 2127 nucleotides. Its product is annotated as immunoglobulin superfamily member 11-like. The transcript has 8 exons. Gene Ontology annotation, molecular function: ionotropic glutamate receptor binding. NCBI's taxonomy places the organism in Eukaryota, Metazoa, Chordata, Chondrichthyes, Myliobatiformes, Dasyatidae. The record is from RefSeq and is a predicted model, not a curated record. Bases 216 to 1145 code for a protein of 309 amino acids. Gene Ontology annotation, cellular component: cell-cell junction. Gene Ontology annotation, biological process: homophilic cell-cell adhesion.